AUGGUUCUCGGGCGACUAGCCCACUACACCUUCGACGCAGUCCUCGUCUCCGCCUUCCUCGCCGGCGUCAAACGCAGCACAGGCCUAACUCCUAGCAUCCGCUCCGACUCCUUCUCCGAAUCGCGUAACCUCAAGCGCUGGAUCGAGAACUACCUUUGGGUCGGCGAGACGAUUAUGGAUCAGAGUGUGGCGUUGAUGAGUUCGAGCGGAUACUUUGAGAGGAAGAGAUGA
Neohortaea acidophila is the source of this 231-nucleotide messenger RNA. RefSeq lists its product as uncharacterized. Gene Ontology annotation, cellular component: cytoplasm. The record is from RefSeq and is a predicted model, not a curated record. Bases 1 to 231 code for a protein of 76 amino acids. Lineage: Eukaryota; Fungi; Ascomycota; Dothideomycetes; Mycosphaerellales; Teratosphaeriaceae. The transcript has 3 exons.